AUGGAUCUUCCAGCCAUCUCCACCAUUACCUCUCUCCCUCAAGAGACUCAGCUGCGCGUGCUGGACACGCUCUUCGAGCCCUCUCCCGAACUUCACCAACUGAUGAUCCCAGUUCUGGCCAACCAGACUUUCUCUUCAUAUGGCACUCUGAUCGAGGCUGUGGGUGGUCGUAUGUCUGCUCUCUCUGCCGUCAACUCCCCCACCGACCGGGACGUGUUAUUCGGCAUCCUAGGCUCCCACCCUCGCCUCGGUCGGGCUCCCGCCAACCCGGAGCAUCUGAGCGAGCUGAGCAAGAAGGAGCAGGAACAAUUGAAUACCGGCGCUGAAGAGCAGGGCGAGAAACUUCGAGCACUAAAUGCGGAAUACGAACAACGAUUUCCCGGAUUGCGAUUUGUCUCUUUUGUCAACGGCCGCAGCAGAGAUGUGAUUAUGGCAGAGAUGCGCCAGCGUAUUGACCGAGGUAAUCAAGAAAAGGAAGUUGAGGAAACAAUUCAGGCCAUGUGUGACAUUGCAAAAGAUCGCGCCCGCAAACUCCAGGCGCGCAUUUAG
Messenger RNA from Penicillium pulvis, 549 nucleotides. Its product is annotated as 2-oxo-4-hydroxy-4-carboxy-5-ureidoimidazoline decarboxylase. The record is from RefSeq and is a predicted model, not a curated record. Lineage: Eukaryota; Fungi; Ascomycota; Eurotiomycetes; Eurotiales; Aspergillaceae. Bases 1 to 549 code for a protein of 182 amino acids. The transcript has 3 exons.